This is a messenger RNA of Carcharodon carcharias (great white shark), 6816 nucleotides long. It is a transcript of the gene ppp1r9a, whose product is annotated as protein phosphatase 1, regulatory subunit 9A. The transcript has 21 exons. The record is from RefSeq and is a predicted model, not a curated record. The coding region runs from base 342 to 4448 and encodes 1368 amino acids. Gene Ontology annotation, biological process: actin filament organization; calcium-mediated signaling; neuron projection development. Gene Ontology annotation, cellular component: postsynaptic density; actin cytoskeleton; cytoplasm. Gene Ontology annotation, molecular function: actin filament binding. Lineage: Eukaryota; Metazoa; Chordata; Chondrichthyes; Lamniformes; Lamnidae.
GCGCGAGAGGUUGUGGUAUUAACGGCUGCGUCCGCGCGCUGGCGGAGAGGGAGGGAGUGAGCGAGCGAUUGAGUGAACGAACGAGCAAGCACGAGAAACUGCCGCGGCUCGGAGUCCGGGGCCGAAAGUCGCCUCGACUUCCUCACCGUCAUGUUCGCGGGCAGCUACUGCUGCGUUUUGGGUUCAUGGGCACCUGUCCUGCUGCGCCUCCGGGCUUCUCCUCCUCCCGGCGUGACAGCGGCCGUGUGAGAGCCCAAGUGGAGCAUUUAUUUGGAGGAAGCCGUUGUGGGGGAGACCGUUUUUCAGCCAUUCUCAUCAUCGGCUGCUGCUGACGGUAAAACAUGAUGAAGACAGAGGCUUCAGGAGAGAGAUCGACCCUCCGCAGCGCCUCGCCGCACCGCAAUGCUUACCGGACCGAGUUCCAGGCUCUCAAAAGCACCUUCAAUAAAGGCGCCGGCAGCGCGGGGGUGGCGGCGGCCGCCACAGGAGGAGAUGGAAAGGCGAGGGAAGGCUGCGAGAACCCGCUGCAGCAGCAGCAGCAAACCCGGGGAAGGAAGUACGGCUCCAAUGUCAACCGAAUCAAGAACAUGCUGUUUAUGCAGAUGGGCAUGGGACCCGGCGAGGACAACGAGGCUUCUGCCCGCACCAAAGGCGGCCGAGGGGCUUCCUCGUCCCCGCACCGGAGAGUCCGAGCCCGGGAUGUGGCCGAGGUUACGGGCGGCCCCCGGGUCAAGCUGGCCGAUCGGACCAGUCGCAUCGACAGCAGCCGGGACGGGCCAUCGACCUACUCUAAAUUUUCGGAAACCCGUAAGCUGUUCGAGCAGAGCAGCCGCGAGUCGGCGGCCCUUUCCCAUCAGAGCUCCCCAAAAAGGGAGAGGAAGGGCUCCCAGGAUCAGCUGCUGGAUGGGCUGCAGGGGAUCGAUGGGCCCCGCUCCAAUCGAGGUAGCACCGAGUCUUUGGACAGCAGCAGCCCCAGGACGGAGUCCGUCUCUCCCACCGUUAGCCAGCUCAGCGCCGUCUUCGAAAACACCGAGCAGCAAAACCUGGCAACGGGCGAAAGCGGGCUCCUUGGCUCGUCUAAAAUAACUGAAAGGCUCAACGAGGAGCAACAGCCGGAUUCUAAAACAUCCGCUAUCCAAGGUCAAUAUGGGAUUUAUUUUGUAAACCAAGAUGCUGUGGGUUUACCCAGGACACGUGAAAAGCAGCAAAACAUGGCCAGCCAUGCGACAUUUCCAUCGGAGACCGUAAAAACAGACGCUUUUUUGAAGCAGAGCAGUGCUGUGGAUGUAAGGCAGGUUAGACCUGGGGUCGAUGAAGGUCUAGACCAUCAUGAUAACUUGGGGAGUCACACAAAUAUUGGUAUGGACGUGAAGCAGUCCAGUGUUGCCUCAGACGUAUUAAAAAACAGUACUGUCGCAGCUGGAAGAGCUUCGGGUAAACGAGGUUCAACAGCAAGUGAAAAUUCCUCGGAGGAAAGUACAACUGAACAUUCUGGGACUCCAGCCAUAAGUCGAUCAGCUGACAAAACUGACGGGAAGGAAUAUCCCGAAACAGAAUCUAAAGUUCAAAAUGUGGAGCCUGAGGGCUGCAGUGUGGAAUCAGGAGAUGAUGCUGUUUGGGAGCACACUUAUGAGGACUCAGAGGAGCAAGUGGAUAGCGAUGAAAAUAAUUAUGAACCAAUUGUGGAAUGUACAGAAGUAACAGGGUUGUCCGAUGAAGAUAAUAUUCCAACCAAGAGGAAAGUUAAGUUCAGCACUGCUCCCAUAAAAGUUUUCCAUACAUAUUCUAAUGAAGACUAUGAUAGGAGAAAUGAUGAUGUGGAUCCAGUUGCUGCAUCUGCUGAAUAUGAACUGGAAAAACGUGUCGAGAGACUGGACCUUUUCCCUGUUGAACUUGAGAAAGAUGAGGAUGGCCUUGGCAUCAGUAUUAUAGGAAUGGGAGUUGGAGCAGAUGCAGGAUUAGAAAAACUAGGAAUUUUUGUCAAGACCGUCACAGAGGGAGGAGCAGCUCAAAGAGAUAGCAGGAUCCAGGUGAAUGAUCAGAUUGUGGAAGUGGAUGGAAUCAGUUUGGUGGGUGUUACACAAAGCUUUGCUGCCACUGUUCUGAGAACAACUAAAGGCAGUGUUAGAUUCCUGAUUGGGCGAGAGAAACCUGGCCAGAGCAGUGAAGUUGCUCAGCUGAUCAGCCAAACUCUAGAGCAGGAGCGGUACCAAAGAGAGCUGCUAGAACAGCACUAUGCUCAGUAUGAUGCAGAUGAUGAUGAGAACACUGAGCAUGAAUUUCGUGGAACCAGAAGGAAUCGCAACAGUAACAACAAUUGUUCCUUUCAGAAGACAGGAGAAUAUGCCACUGAUGAGGAAGAUGACGAAAUGGGCUCAAUUCUCACUGGUGGUGAAAUGGCGAUUGAAGUGUUUGACCUGCCUGAAACCGAUGAUAUGCUUUCUCCUACAGAGGUGGACGCCAGCAAGAUUGCUCACAAAUUCAAAGAGCUGCAGAUUAAACAUUCUGUUACUGAAGCUGAAAUUCAGAAGUUGAAAACUAAGCUCCAGUUUGCAGAGAAUGAGAAAGUUCAGUGGGAACUAGAAAAAACACAACUCCAGCAGAGUCUUGAAGAGAACAAAGAAAGGAUGUUGAAAUUGGAGAGCUACUGGAUUGAGGCACAGACCCUUUGUCAUACUGUCAAUGAACAUUUGAAAGAAACCCAGAGCCAAUACCAGGCUUUAGAGAAGAAAUACAACAAAGCCAAGAAACUCAUUAAAGAUUACCAGCAGAAGGAAAUAGAAUUUGUUAAGCAUCAAGAUGCUGAGAAAAAGAAAUUUGAAGAAGUUGAAAAAGUACAUGCGGCAGAAGUUCAGAAACUUCAGAGUAGGAUUGCAGAACUGAAAGUCGAACUUCAAAAAUUAACAAGGACCAAUGGGACUCAAGUGAACAACAACAACAACAUCUUUGGAGAGGAGCAGGAAAGGAAAACAUUGUUCAUGGAUACAAUGAGAGACCCUCCACCUAAAGCUAUUGAUAGGUUGACAAGAAUGCAGGAGUACAACCUUGAUGGUUCAACUGAAGAAGAUGUUGAAAAUUCAACCAUGAAGUCAGGUGAUCCAGAUGAGGUUUUCGAUUUUAAUGAAGCAGUACCAGAAACAGAGAGACUGGACAGCAAAGUGCUAAAGGCUCGAGCUCAUCUUUCAGGCAAAUCAAAACGACAGCGGCCAACUCGGUCUAGGGUACAUGACAGUGUCAGUUCAACUGAUGGUGAUGACAGUCUUGAGCGGAAGCCUUUAGAUAGCUAUGGAAGUCCCACACACAUUUCCAGAUCCCCCCUGCCAGCAUCCCUGAGGACGUGUUCACCAGCAUCUGAUUCUGGAGCCUCUUCAUUAUCUCCAGUAGCCAGCAAUGCAGUCUUCACAUUUGACACCACAGUGGAAAAUCAAGUUCUGGGAGAACAUAAUCGGCGAGUUUUGACAUCACCAGAGCGGCCUCCCGAAGAUUCUGUGGGAGGAACCCCAACCUCAUCGCCUUCAAAAUCCUGUCAUCAUGCUACAUUGCCUCCAUUGCAUCAUAUGGACAAACAAUGCAAAAUGAGAAAAGCUGAAGAUGACAACAGAGGUAUUCCUUCACCAAAGAAAGUCAGUCCUCCUGUGAAUCAGAAAGAGAACACAAAGCAAAAGUUGGCUGACUUUGGGGUUCAGUCACAAAAAAUAUCUAGUAAAGGGAAUAAACAAAAGGACAAAGAAAAAGAAACCAAUAGACUCUCAUCAGGAAGCAGGAUCUCCAAGGAUACACUAGACAGUUUGGCAAGCAACAUUUCAGUGGGGGAAACAUCCUCCUCUGUCUCACCAUGUGUACUUUUAUCCUGGUUUGGAGAAAAUGCUGGAGGAUACAACUCUUCCAAUAAUAUGCCAUCCCCUAGCAGCUCAACAGAACCAUCUUCUGAGAGCCUGAGUCCAGAAAAACAGAGACUUAAGAAUUUCAACUACAUUGAUGACUUUAGCCCCAGUAGUACAAGUUCUGCUGAUUUGAGUGGAUUGGUUGCACAACCAAAUUCUACAGGGCGCUCCCCCAUAUUGGCACUGUCCUCUGAUGAGAGCCUGGAUAUGAUAGAUGAUAAGAUCCUCGAUGAAGGACAAUCACCAAAACACAAUCAAUGGAAGACUUGUGCUGUCUUGGAUUGGAGCACCCAUCAGGUUUCUCAUUGGCUUAUGGGACUGAACAUGGAACAAUAUAUUCCACAAUUUACUGCCAAAAGCAUUGAUGGAGAACAACUGCUGCAGCUGGACGGAAGUAAACUUAAGGCAUUAGGUAUUGCAUCUCAAGAUCGGGCAAUCAUCAAAAAGAAGCUAAAGGAGCUGAAGUCAUCAGUUGAAAAAGCCCGCAAAGCGCAACAGAAGUUAGAGAAACAAAGGGAAAAACGGAGAAAAAAAGGAACAGGAACAGCUUCUGAAAAAGAAUAAGAAAAUCAAAUCAUUAUUUUCAACAGCAGAGCCUGACACUGAAUAAGACUGAUAGAAGGUCUGGGUUAUUAAGAAAGACUUGAAAGGAUUUUAAUAUUAACCCAAACUGCGUUAUCAUGUGCAGCAGAGCUGUCAACAUGUACAGAUUUUGACAAAAAUGUACUUCAGAUCUCAAAUUUGCCAAACACCUCAGAAUUAGUGAUGUUUUGGUAGCUAUCAUAAAAAGACAAAAUCAGUGGCAUUUUUGUACUACUGUUAAGUUUACCAUUCCACAAACUGGCACCUAUAGAAGACCUUUGUGAUUCUCCCUUGCUUUAGCACUAAACUGAAUGAAGCCUAAUAGAGGGACCUGCAGAUGUAUGACUGUGUUAGAUUUGGAAGUUAAGGCCGUACAAUUGUAAUAUCUAUUUUCAUGCAGUCUUUAAAAAAAUGUGGAUAAUCUUUGACCCUUUUUAAGCAUUUCUAUAAGAUUACUUCAGUUCAAAUGAAAAUAAUGUUACUUCAGUAUUUAGGUGCCAAUUUUUUAAGUUUAAAAAAAGGAACUUGGUCCUUUCAUGAACUGCUGCCUUUUCCCAAAACCUUCAUAUCUUUGAGAAUUAAAGAGUUUACAGUUUCCCAAAUCUCUGCAUUACAUAAAAUUACUGUAUAUGCAAAUCAUUUUCUCAUCAAAAUAUUUUAUUUCCUGUAAAUCAAAGGAAUGAACAGUAGAGGACCUAGACUAAGCAAUUUCUAAGACCUGCAUAUUGCACUGAAAUUUAAUGGACAUACCACAUAAUACUUCUUGCAGUGCCACUGUGUGAUGUAGAAGAUAGCUGUGGUAAGGAUGAAUACCCAUUUUACUCCACCAAUAAGAAAGCUUUUGUAAAGACUUAAAAGAAAUUUACACAAGUGGUAGAAUAUUUUUGUGCACUCCAUUGUUCUGUAUUAUAUUGAUUGCAUAAGUUUAAUGGAGGUUAGCUGAGAGUUUCAGUACUCCUAUUUAAAGUCACAUGUAGAUAACUCUGUUUAGCUGCCAUAAUGAAGAUUUUCCAAAGUGGGGAUUAUAUUUAAAACAAAAUAGAUACGUUGGGCCAAAAUAUAACUAUUUAUAAUUUGUUAUUGAAAUUGAUUUUUAACUGGCUGGGUAACAAAUAUAAAAACAUUUAUGUGGAAUUUUAUAUUGCUAAGGAUCUAAGGGGCUUGUUUUGAUCUGGGAAAUGGGGAUGGAAAAGGAUGAUUAAUCAAAUGGGGCCAUGUUUUAAAAAAACUUGAUCAACCUGUUGUUGAGUGGUUGAAGAAUUUCUACUGAAUAUCAUCUUUUUUAUUCCACUUAUAAGUACAUAAAUUCAGUAAUGUGCCAAUUCAGCAAAAUCAGUAGGAAGCUAUUGUAUUAAGGUUUUUGGGUCUGAUCGUAAAUUAAGGAAACAUGUUUGCUAUUGCCUAUAUUGAUAACUUUUUUAUGGUAAAUAUGCAUUUGUGUGUCUCAUGAUUUGAAAUUUGACCCAUUUUACUGUUUCUAAAAUCAGAUCUCAGCUUAUCCUGUAUUUAGUUUUACUAGUCAUAAAGUAUUUGACUCCUCAGUUGGAUAUUACUGAGUCAAUGCCCCAACUUCUUUAAAAAAAUGAAAGGAUGUUUCAUAAGACCGGUGUUUUAUAUGUGAACAAGAUUUCUUUUAGUAUGUCUACAUAUUAUCUCAUAUGGUUUGAGGGGUUAACCAGAUAGCUUUGUUGAGAUAACAUUACAUAACAUAUUCUAAAAAUGCCCAAAAAUGUAUCUAAAAAUGUAAUUUGUAUGGUCCUUUGUAUGUUUUUUGAAUUAAAAUCAUUCCUCCUGUUUCUUAGUUAAGUAACUAGAUUUGCACCCAUGUAUUGUGCAAUGUAAGCAAAAGUAAUGCACAUCAUUAAUGAAUAACUGCAAUGAAUAGCUGAAAACAACAGUUUCCUGUCUUCACCAUCACUGUAUAAUCAAUUUCGUUUAUAGUUGCUUCUGUCAUUAAUUAGAGCCAGUAGUUCACAUUUUAUUUAAAGCAAUUAAAGACUGCAACAGCACCAAAUAGUUGAACAUAUUUUCAUGCAAAUUUUGACAAUGAAAUAUACUCAACAUGUGGCAUUACGCACUUUCACUAUAAUUGUUUUAAAUUAAGCAGCAGACAAAUAUGGGCAUUUAAUUAAACUAAUUUAGUGGAUUUUUAUAAGCCAUUUCUCCUGCUAUCAAAGAGGUUUAUUAUAUUUCUGUUUGUAGAUGAGUUGCUACAGUUCUCUUUUUUGGAUACAUGCCACUGAUGGGGUUUAAAACUGUUUUUGAUUCAAAGUGUAAUAGACUGAUUCAUCUGUUAAUCCAGAGAUUUAUCAGUAAAGUUUGAUUAUUAACAAAGAGGAUCUGUACUAAA